Molecule: messenger RNA, 2262 nt
Organism: Melitaea cinxia (Glanville fritillary)
Lineage: Eukaryota; Metazoa; Arthropoda; Insecta; Lepidoptera; Nymphalidae
Product: activating signal cointegrator 1 complex subunit 2
Exons: 13
Coding region: 1-2217 (738 amino acids)
Biological process (GO): regulation of DNA-templated transcription
Molecular function (GO): ubiquitin binding
Source: RefSeq, a predicted model, not a curated record
AUGAACAAAAGCCGUGUCCAGUUUAGGAAUCCGGAUAAUUUACCUAUUGAAAACGUAAAUAUACCAGUGACUGAUAAUGGUAUUGUACGAAAUAUUAAAGCUUUGGAUCCUCAUUGGGUGGAGAAAAAAGAUUUAAUAUUGUAUGAAAGGCCACCAUCAGGUGCCGAAUUAGUUUUGGGUGCAGUGGACGCUUGGAAAUCAAAAAUGGACGCAUAUUUAGAUAAUUUGAAAUGGCUACUUGAAUUAGAAUACCAUAGAUUCUGGAGUAAUAUAUUAUACCAUCCGACAUGUAUGGACAUGUUAGUAUCGUUCAUACAAGAAACGAAUCCACCGUACAUAUCCCCCCACGAUAGUAAAGACGUACAAAAAUUGUAUGAAGACAUACGUAGACUUGUUCUCAUUAUGUUUAGUAGGUUAAUUACAAAUAAAGAAAGCAAGACACAAUGGAUGACUAAGGAAUAUAUGGCAGAUCUAAUAUACGAUAAUUUUAUAUUCACAAUUCCAAUAUUAUGGGAUUUGUGUCUGAUAUAUGGUGCGGACAAUCCGAAGCAUAUAUCACAUUUAAUGAAUGCAGUGUUCACAUUACAACCGAAAUACUACAAUGAUGCCGUCCAAGCAUUGAUCUUUGUGCAAGAGGCAUUCAAAUACAUAAUUCUGCAAGUAAACAAAGACUAUGAGAGCGAUGAACCACCGAACCUUCCGGAGACUUUCAAAGGUUUCGGAGAGAUCAGGCGACCGACUGACAAUAAAACUGAUAAAAUAACGUUUAGCAUACUAAAGGAUCUUGUUAUACACAUGCUUGACACAGCCAUGACGUUGAGGAUAUUCAUUGAAGUUUAUCCGAAGUGUGUGGACAUUGUUAUGAAGACAAAUUUUGUACUGAGUAUAGUCCAACUAUACGAGUAUGGAAUUCCGCUGUUGUAUGAGAAGCUUCUGGAAGUAGGCGAUGAGACCAGCGUGCUGUAUACAGAAGUGGAAGGCUACAUAGAUUUGGCUAGAUCUGAACUGAUUGAUAUGCUGAAGGAGAUACUGGCUGCACACAAGAGUGCUAUAUUUAGUGGCGAAGGCAGUGUAGCAAGCAGUGUUGAGGCGUACUUAUCAGUUAUGAUGGACGUGCUCUCCGAGCGCCUCUUGAUAAAGGAUUACAACGCCUGCUACCCCGUCAGUGAAGACUUAGAGAUGUUGAAACAGGCGUAUCCUGACAUAGACACAGUAAAAACAGAUUUCAUACUCCAAGCAAUUUACUCCAACUUAGACGAACCCAUACCAGAGAUAUCCAAUGACAAUAGAGUCAAUAACGACCAUAUUGAAGUACCAAAUACCACAGAUAAUGAACCGGGUCCGUCCACAGAUAAUGAAAUACCGGAUAACGUUAGGGAGCAAUCUUUAAUCUGUGAAGUUAAGGAUAUCUUACCACAUUUAGGCGACGGUUUUAUUUUGAAAUGCUUGCAACACUACAGUUUUAAUUCUGAGCGGGUUAUCAAUGCGAUUUUAGAAGAUAAUUUGGCGGAUUCUUUGAGAGGACUAGACACCAGCCUCCCGAUCAUACCCGAAGACCCAUUAGACAAGAAAUACCUAGAGACCGGUAUACAAAGGUUGAACGUCUUCGAUGGAGAUCAGUUUGACAUCAUGACAAGGGAUGAUGUGGACGUCACCAAGAUACACGUGGGCAAGAAGAAGGAGAAAUACAGAAAUUUCAAGGAUAUGCUGAAUGAUAAGACCGAGAUUAAGAGCAGGAGUGACAUAUAUAGCAAGUAUAACAUAGUAUGCGACGAAGAAGCGAUGUACUCCGAUGAGUAUGAUGAUACGUAUGACUCAGACGGUGUAGCUCCCACUGCAGACCAGACUGAUGAACUUCGUCGACCUUUCGUCACGCCGCGAGCCCUAAUGACCGGAAGGAGAGACGCCCGUGAGGAGUCAGAAGAGUCGGAAGAAGUAGAAGAAGAGAAGCCCGCUAAGAGUAAAAUGGACUUCUGCGUAAAUCCGGAAGAGAUGCGCGCGCGCAGGGAGGCGAACAUGCAGGCGCGGCGCGGGAGGGGGCACCGGCCCCCACCUCCCAGGAAUACUGACGUCGUCGGCAAGCCGAAGGGUCAAGGUCAAGAGAAAGAAACUCUAUUAAAUAGGGAUAGAAAAGAAAAGCACAAGUCUUCAAGAGGCAACCACAGUAGACGGCAAGGAGCUCAGUGGAAGCGAAGCCAAGGGAUGAUGCCUUCGUAGUUCUGUUUUGUUUAUAAAUGCAUCUGUAUAUAGAUAUGAAAAUUA